Messenger RNA from Alnus glutinosa, 1086 nucleotides. Its product is annotated as photosystem I reaction center subunit III, chloroplastic. Gene Ontology annotation, cellular component: photosystem I reaction center; chloroplast thylakoid membrane; photosystem I. The transcript has 2 exons. Lineage: Eukaryota; Viridiplantae; Streptophyta; Magnoliopsida; Fagales; Betulaceae. Gene Ontology annotation, biological process: photosynthesis. The record is from RefSeq and is a predicted model, not a curated record. Bases 234 to 917 code for a protein of 227 amino acids.
CAAAGAGCCCCGGAACCAAUUACAAGUAUCCAACUCAGCCUCUUAUCCAACCCUCCUCUCCCUCUUCACUCCAACCACCAAUCCGUCGUUCGCAGAAUCUAAAAACCUUUUCCCCUCACACCCUUCUGCAAAGGGGAAGAACAACAUCAAUUGUAUAAUCUAGAUCGAUUUGAAGAAGAAACACCAAACCCCCCCCCCCCCCAAAAAAGAAAAAAGAAAAAAAGAAGAGAAAAAUGUCUCUCACUAUUCCCACAAAUCUCUCCAAACCUGCCAUUUUGAAGCCAAAGCUGAGCUCUCCAUUGACCCCAAAAUCAAGGCCUACGAUACUCUGCAGCGCAGCCUCUCAAAACACCAACCCAGAGAAAAAUUCAAGUGGUUCGCCACUGCAGGCCUUCUCCGCUGCACUGGCGCUCUCCUCCAUCCUUGUCUCGGCCCCACUUCCCGCCAUGGCCGACAUCGCGGGGCUAACCCCAUGCAAGGAGUCGAAGCAGUUCGCGAAGCGUGAGAAGCAACAGAUAAAGAAGCUGGAGUCGUCGCUGAAGCUGUACGCGCCUGACAGUGCGCCAGCGCUGGCUAUCCAAGCCACCAUAGAGAAGACGAAGCGCCGUUUCGACAACUACGGAAAGGGGGGUUUGCUGUGUGGGUCGGACGGGCUUCCUCAUUUGAUCGUGAGCGGUGACCAGAGGCACUGGGGUGAGUUUAUAACUCCCGGGCUUCUGUUCCUGUACAUCGCGGGGUGGAUUGGGUGGGUAGGCCGGAGCUACCUGAUUGCGAUAAGGGAUGAUAAGAAGCCGACGCAGAAGGAGAUCAUCAUUGAUGUGCCGUUGGCAUCAAGGUUGGCCUUCAGAGGCUUUAGUUGGCCUGUGGCUGCCUACAGAGAAUUGGUGAACGGUGAUCUUAUUGCCAAGGACGUCUGAUAUUGCAUUUAUCAAUUUCUCAGCAGUGGCAUGGGCCGGAUGAAAAGACAUAGGAGGAGGGAGGAGGGAAUUUGUUAGAGAGAGGAGUGGUGGAAAUAUUUCUUGUAUUAAAAUUGUGUAAGUUUAUUUCAUUAUAUGGAAUGCUAGCUUGUGUACUUUGACACUCGAA